This is a messenger RNA of Amphiprion ocellaris (clown anemonefish), 1883 nucleotides long. Its product is annotated as kynurenine 3-monooxygenase. Gene Ontology annotation, cellular component: mitochondrial outer membrane. Gene Ontology annotation, biological process: L-tryptophan catabolic process; NAD+ metabolic process; quinolinate biosynthetic process. Gene Ontology annotation, molecular function: NAD(P)H oxidase H2O2-forming activity; FAD binding; kynurenine 3-monooxygenase activity. Lineage: Eukaryota; Metazoa; Chordata; Actinopteri; Pomacentridae. The coding region runs from base 80 to 1495 and encodes 471 amino acids. The record is from RefSeq and is a predicted model, not a curated record. The transcript has 15 exons.
UUUAACUCUUAACUCAGUAGUCCUGUAGAUCACUUUGGGCUGGACAGUGAGUGGGGUCAGACCAGACAACCCUGACACAAUGGAGGGAUCACCUGAAAGACAUUCCAAGAAAAAAGUUGUUGCAGUGGUGGGCGGUGGUUUGGUAGGAGCACUGAAUGCCUGCUUCUUUGCCAAAAGAGGCUUUGAUGUGGAAGUCUUUGAAACUCGGGAAGAUAUCCGUCAAGCCAAAAUUGUGAAGGGCAGAAGCAUCAACCUGGCCUUGUCCCACCGAGGUCGACAAGCACUGAAGCAUGUUGGAAUGGAGGAGAAGAUUGUCUCCCAGGGAAUCCCAAUGCAUGCAAGAAUGAUCCAUUCACUGAGUGGGAAACAGUCUCCCAUCCCUUAUGGCAAGAAAGGCCAGUACAUCCUGUCAGUCGACCGCGCCAACCUGAACAAAGAGCUGCUAACAGAGGCAGAGACAUAUCCAAACACAAAGCUGAACUUCGACCACAAACUGCAGGACUGGAGUGCUGAAACAGGGCUAAUGACCUUUGUCAGGCCUGAUGGGUCCACGGAGGAGGUUGAAGCAGACCUGAUUGUCGGCUGUGAUGGAGCUUUCUCUGCCAUCCGCAAGCAGUUCCUUCGUCGCAGUCGCUUCAACUACAGCCAGACCUACAUCCCCCACGGCUACAUGGAGCUCACUAUGCCUCCCAUCAACGAAGAGUUUGCUAUGAAGCCUAAUUACCUGCACAUCUGGCCACGAAACACAUUCAUGAUGAUUGCACUGCCCAACAUGGACAAGACAUUUACCUGCACCCUCUUCAUGCCCUUUGAAGAGUUUGAGAAAAUCACCACAGGAGAUGAAGUCAUUGAGUUUUUUCAGAAAUACUUCCCUGAUACCAUACCACUAAUAGGAGCUGAUGCUCUCAGGAGAGAUUAUUUUCGAUUGCCUGCGCAGGCCAUGGUGUCUGUCAAAUGCUCCCCAUAUCACAUUGGUGACAAAUGUGUCCUUAUGGGUGACGCAGCCCACGCUGUGGUGCCUUUCUAUGGGCAGGGGAUGAAUGCUGGCUUUGAGGACUGCAUUGUGUUUGACGAAAUAAUGGAUCGGUUCAGUGAGGAUUUCAAUGCUGUCCUGCCUGAGUAUACCAGAGUGCGGGUUCCAGACGACCAUGCAAUUGCAGACCUGGCCAUGUACAAUUACAUUGAAAUGCGAGCACAUGUCAACUCCAAAUGGUUCCUUUUCAGAAAACAUGUCGACAACUUCCUCCACUUCCUCAUGCCGAGGGCAGUAAUUCCACUUUACACAAUGGUCACCUUCACAAGGACCAGAUACCAUGAAGCUGUGGAGCGCUGGCACUGGCAAGACAAAGUAAUAAACCGUGGCCUGCUGUUCAGUGCUGCAGGAGCUGUUUUGGGAGGUUCCUACGUGCUCAUUAAAAAUCCUCCUGAUAUCAACAAGCUCAUCAGCCCUGCUGAGAAAAUGUGGAACAGACUCGUGGCCCUCAGGACCCCCUGAGCAACGGUACCAUCACGGAGAUGACAUCCAGGUGCAAGGGCUGGAGUGUUAAACGCUGGAAUGAACUGAGGUUGGGGCAAAUGCUAAUUAGAUUUUGAUUGAAUCGUUUAAUUCACGAUGAACGCUCUGCCAGGUAAAUGAAUGUUGCGUAAUAAUGAUCUUCUUAACAUGAACCUGUCAUAAAGAUUGAUAGCAAGGUUUUAAAAUUCCUCAUUAGUGUUUCACUGAUAAAGGUUUGACUACAGGAGCCCAUCAGUGGAGUUUUGUAGCUUUUUAAUUAUUAAUAUGAAAAAAAUGUCAGUAUUAUGCUCACAGACAUGUUCUCAGAUCUGCGUAUUUGAGUUUACAUAGCUGCUUUACAUUCAAAUAAAAGUUACCUAAGCUCAUA